UUCAGCAGUGGAUUACGAGGGAGUCUAGGUGGGCGUAGAACUUCUGGCAUACUCCACAUUGGACUUUCUCUCUCUGUCCUCUCACGCUCCGGCGGCGACGUAUCUCGCUGGCGUUUCUUAUUGCGCGGAAACGUUACUUGUAUUGUUGCUGGCAGAAUUGGGGUUCCAGGAGGAUGUUUAAACGUUUUGUGGCAGGCGAGACCACCAAUGUUGCCAAAGUCGCGUAGACAAAAUUCGCAUCGUAGUGAAGCAGGUUGUGGGAUGAGUUGGAUGCGAGGUGCGUCUUUUUGGGGGUUCUCAGGAUGCCGUGCUCUAAUAUGA
Trypanosoma theileri is the source of this 321-nucleotide messenger RNA. RefSeq lists its product as uncharacterized. The annotation marks the transcript as partial. The record is from RefSeq and is a predicted model, not a curated record. Lineage: Eukaryota; Euglenozoa; Kinetoplastea; Trypanosomatida; Trypanosomatidae. The transcript has a single exon.